Molecule: messenger RNA, 2996 nt
Organism: Corticium candelabrum
Lineage: Eukaryota; Metazoa; Porifera; Homoscleromorpha; Homosclerophorida; Plakinidae
Exons: 9
Coding region: 141-2630 (829 amino acids)
Source: RefSeq, a predicted model, not a curated record
CUACUACCCACAUUACUACAGUAUCCUAUCAUAUGCAUCUACUGCAUAGUUUUGCGUACAGCGUAGAACUGGUAUAAACUAUGCGUCAACGGCUGCCGUAGUCAUAUGUUUGGCUUGGACUCUAGACCUAAGAAGAUCAGAUGGGUGUCGUCUUCCCUCGGACGACGAUACUAACGCUUUUCUUUGCUAUUGUUCUCGUUUCAUUGAAACGUCAUGACUCAUCGACUAUUUCAGGAGCUGAAGGGUGUGUCUGGACGUUUGAAAGCUGUUCAAGUACGACGCCUUCGCAUCCUCUAGAGAGAGGAGAGUGUUGCUUUGGCAACGCAACUUCGCAAAACGGCACGUUGUCGUGUAGAAAGGAGAGGCGCGGUGCUUCUGCGUGGACCGACUGGCAGAGCUGGUCUCCGUGGUCUUCCGAUAGUGGCUGCACGUCCGGUGUUGUCUCGGUGAAUCAGACGAGGGUCAGAGUGAGACGUUGUGAGCCAUGUGAAGACUGUGUGGGAGAUAGUAUGGAGACUGACGAAACAAAUCGAUGCUGCGCUAUACAAGGUGCCUGGUCAGAAUGGAGUGACUGGUCUCCAGAUUCCGCUACAUGUGGGGAUAUAACAAACAGGAGGCAGAGAUCAUGUAAUGGCCACAGGUGUAAUGGAUUCUGUCCUGGAAGUAAUAGUGAAACAAGAACUAUUUUCAAGUGCUGUUCCGGAGUUUGGACUGACUGGAGUCACUGGACCCAGUGGUCACCUACCUGUGGUGAUGACAUGGUCAGACACAGGACUAGAGAGUGUGGAUCUAACUGUUCUUGUAUUGGUGAAGCUAGAGACUUUGACACCGACAAAGUUUGCUGCCCUGUCAAUGGUGGGUGGCAUGUUAUGCCAGGCAACUGGUCUGGUGUGUGUGGCUGGGUGACUCGAACAGUGAAUCGGACCUGUACAAACCCAUUACCAAAAUGUUAUGGCAGAGAUUGUGAAGGAUUAUCAAGCUAUGUAGAGGAGAUUUUCAAGAGCUGUGACUCUCUGAGUUCAAGUGCAUUUGUUGACAGUUCUCUCAUCAUUACUAGUUCUAUCACACCUUAUCAAGCAAGUCCCACUCCACACACUGGAGACAAUGGAUUUUUAUCUGAUUUUAAUGUUGGUGUUGCAAUAGCUAUCAUUGUCAUUCCACUGCUUUUUUUCCUCUCUGUUGUUAUAAGUGUCAUAGUGUGUGCUGUCAGAAGACAAGAUCAGAAAUCUGGUGGUGUGGCAGGGCACAGAAGACGUGGUGACUAUUCUGUUUCUGGUGUACCUCGUUAUCGUACUAACAUCCCACAGACAAUGAAAGUAACUUGGUCUCAGUCAAUUAGAAGAAUUUGGUGGGGCAGGAGGAAAGAUCAUGAGCCACCCUCAAUUGAUGAGGAUCGAAGUGAUGGCAAACACGCAACAAUUGUCGCUAACAACUCGGCUGUGGUAAGUCGGGAUGCAGGGGUAGAUACAAGUGCAGGUAUCAAUGCAGCCAUGGGAUUGAGGCAAGUGAGCAAUCGUGAUUCUCGCCAAAUGGUUAUGAUGCCAUCAAAUCAACGCCAGCGUGAAAACAUUCUCUAUGAAGGAGUCACUGAGGGUAAUUUUGCCCACCCGUCUGAAAAUCAACCAGAGCUAUUUGAUCCAUAUCAGUCUGACUUUUCUACAAUUGUUCCGUUGCAGACUUUUUCUCAUAGGCCCAUUGACCAGAGACCAGCAUAUCCUCUACCUACUGAUAACUCUGGUCCUUAUAGUCUUGUUAAUAGGGUGACACAAACAACACGGCCUUCCCUUACUCCUCAAUCUUCGACCGGGGUACAAAUUUCAACAGUGAGGCGUAUAUCUAAUGUUUCGCAACCUGUUGAAUCAGAUGAUAUGGGUGUGUUAGUCACUAACAUGAGUCCGCAGGGAUUCUCAACUUUAGAACGACUGAGCAAAGUAGGUCGUCAAGAUGCAAUUCCAGCAAGACUAAGAAAUGAAAAUGAGAGAGCACACGUGUCAUCGCUACAAAGUGAUCCAGGCUAUGAGACUUUAUCCAAAUAUGGAGUUAGCACAAUUAUGUCAGUAUCUUCUCCCCCACCUGUAACAUCACCUACUUCUUCAGUAGGAGCUAUAGUUUCAACAUCACCAGUUGCUGAACUACCUUCAUGUGCCAGUGCUAGACACCAAAUUAGGGGUCCGGUAACAGUUCAUGCUAGUUCAACACCUCACACUUUUAUGAAUGAAGAUCAGGAAGACAACACGGAUAGGUCAGCAACACCAUUGUCUGAUUUGCCAACUGUUGCACAACAGCGUAGCUACAUGCCAAUGGCUUUGCACGGAUCAAUUGAAUUUGCUGGAACAGGCAGUGAGAGGCGAAUCAGAGCUCUUUCUAAUCCAAUGUAUGGUUAUCCGAUGCUCGAACCGAACUCUUCAGUUGACCAAACUCAAGAAGUGCAGUUUGUUGGACACCGUCAUGUGGGUCAACUGAGUGGAAUUGAGUCUGGGUACAGAUCUGUAUCUCCGGUGGCAGGAGUUGCAUUCGAAGCAAAAGAAAGUGGAGACUCAAGCCUUCCUAUAGGAGAUACAGCAGCAUUGAUAUCGGGUGUCCAUGUUGAUAGCCGUGACGUAAGCCCUGGCCAAACCUACUUGAUUUGAUUUUCUGUACAAAUAAUGAUUAGGACAGUAGUUCAUGCACACAGGCACAGUCAUAUGACAAUAUUAGUUUGAUUUAAAUGUGAGACUUUGUUUUAUUGAUAGUUAUAGUUGAUACUAGAUGAACCUAUACUUUGAAGUAUAUAGUUAUAAGAAAUUUUUACUUAGGCCUAUAGCUUGGUCUUAGGUUCAAUCUGAUAUAGUAUAGUAACAAUUAAAAAACCACAAGUAUGAUAGACUGUCAGGAUGCUGCAAGCUAGACAACAUCGUGGCAUAGGCCACAUGCAUCAGAGCUGAGGUGGUGCUUUGAUAGAAAACCUACAAUUCCUAUGUUAAUACCAGAGUUAUGGAACAUAGUGUGAGGUACUG